This is a messenger RNA of Mixia osmundae IAM 14324, 342 nucleotides long. RefSeq lists its product as uncharacterized. The record is from RefSeq and is a predicted model, not a curated record. Gene Ontology annotation, cellular component: U2 snRNP; U5 snRNP; U12-type spliceosomal complex. The transcript is spliced from 3 exons. Gene Ontology annotation, biological process: spliceosomal snRNP assembly; mRNA splicing, via spliceosome. Lineage: Eukaryota; Fungi; Basidiomycota; Mixiomycetes; Mixiales; Mixiaceae. Gene Ontology annotation, molecular function: RNA binding. The coding region runs from base 56 to 295 and encodes 79 amino acids.
GGCGCAGAGAGAGAGAGAGGCCAAGCUCAAGCGCCCAAGCCAGCUUUUGUCAACGAUGGUCAAAGCUUCGCAGCCCGAGCUGAAGAAGUACAUGGACAAGCGCAUCUUUGUCAACUUACAAGGCAACCGUAAAAUCUCUGGCGUGCUCAGAGGCUUCGACAUCUUCCUCAACCUAGUGCUAGACGAGGCAAAGGAUGAGACACCGGGCAGUGCACCCCUCAGUGGCUCAAGCGAUGGCGUCGUCAUUCGAGGUAAUUCUGUGUCGUCUAUCGAGACGCUGGAUAGGAUAAGGUAGUGAUGUCGGUCAACCAAUGCAAUGCAAUGUACAACUCUGACAGACAG